AUGAUGGAGAAAAUUCAAGACAAGAGACGGGCUGUUAGAAGGAGGAAGUUGUGGUUGCGGAACGUACGGCAGUGGACCGGCACCACAUCCACCGAUUGGAUACAGAAUUUCGUUGAAACUCAGCUGCAGAAGUUCAAAAGCCUCCCGGGGCUUAUAGGCUUCUUGGUUGAACGUCGAGUCGUCGAUGAUUUUCUGUUGUUCAUUGGCCACUCCCUCGCAGUACAAGAUGACGAGAAAGAUCGUUUCCACCGCUACCAAACAUGCUCUAGAUAA
Molecule: messenger RNA, 273 nt
Organism: Pieris macdunnoughi
Lineage: Eukaryota; Metazoa; Arthropoda; Insecta; Lepidoptera; Pieridae
Source: the annotation of a GenBank genome assembly